Molecule: messenger RNA, 885 nt
Organism: Rhinolophus ferrumequinum (greater horseshoe bat)
Lineage: Eukaryota; Metazoa; Chordata; Mammalia; Chiroptera; Rhinolophidae
Gene: SDHAF3
Product: succinate dehydrogenase complex assembly factor 3
Exons: 3
Coding region: 129-506 (125 amino acids)
Biological process (GO): succinate metabolic process; mitochondrial respiratory chain complex II assembly
Cellular component (GO): mitochondrion; mitochondrial intermembrane space
Source: RefSeq, a predicted model, not a curated record
ACCGAAGCGGAUGAAGGUCGCGCGCCCUCUUCCGCUCGUGUUCCAGUUUAUUAAUACCCGGCAUCUAAGUGGAGCGGGCACGCGCCGUCCCUUUGCACAGGCGCGGCCUGUGGUCCACGCGCGGCGCUAUGCCGGCCGCGCACGUCUCUCGUGUCCGGGCCUUGUAUCGGCGCAUCUUGCUGCUGCACCGCGUUCUGCCCCCAGACCUCAAAGCCCUUGGCGAUCAGUACGUGAAGGACGAAUUUAGGAAGCAUAAGACGGUUGGUUCUGCUGAGGCCCAGCGUUUCUUGCAGGAAUGGGAGGCAUAUGCAGCAGUGCUCUGGCAACAAGCUAAUGAAAACAGACAAAAUUCAACUGAAAAAGCAUGUUUUGGAACUGCCCUACCAGAAGAAAAACUUAAUGACUUUCGUGAUGAACAAAUCGGACAGUUGCAGGAGCUGAUGCAAGAAGCCACUAAACCCAACAGGCAAUUUAGUAUUACUGAGUCCGGGAAACCAAAAUCCUAGUCUAUACAGUCUUCCCAUCAAGAAUUCCAUCUCUUUUCCAAUUCUUCAAACGUGGACUAGCCUUGCUGGUUGAUUUGCUCAAAAGAAUGUGGACAGUGACAUCAAACUUGGGGUCUAAGCCCCAGAGCCUUGCAUCCUUUCACCUGCCCAAUUGGAAACCUCCCCAGCUGCCAUGUGAACAAGCUCGGGCUGGCUAACCAGAGGAUGAGAGAGCAUGGGGACAGAAGUGAACCACCCCAGUUCCAGUCACCCGAGACCAGCCAGCUCUCAGCCAUCUGCAGAUGCAUGAAUGAGCCCAGACAAGACCAGAACACCUGCCCUGCUGAACCCAGCUGAAAUCGCCAAUCAUAAGCUAAAUAAAUGGUAUAUCUUUUAAAUA